CACACAACAAGUGGGAUGGGAAUGUAAUUCAAAGGUUUCUCUUUUUUUACGAAAUAAUUUGAAUUUUGUUGUUUACUAAGCAAAAGUGGUUUAACACUUAGUUUUCUUUCCGGUCACUUUGCCAUUAAAUACUUUACUUACGUUGUCCAUUAUUUCAAUACGAAAAUAAGGACAAUAGGUGUAAUAAAAGCUCAGUUUUGAAUGACUACAUAAUAAUUUCUGCUACACGGACGAUUAAGCAGCUACCUAACCACCACAAUGAAUUACAAUGAGGAAGCCCCACAACAACAGAGGCCAACGAAGGUGGUGCGGUUUGACAAAGGUUACAUUCAAACAAUGCCCGGGAUACUCAAACUGGUUCAAUUGGCCUGUAACCUUAUAGGUUUCAUAUGCAUCAAGAUAUCUUGGUCAUGGGUAUCAGCAAUUUUCUACAAUAUACUGUACUGGGUCGGAAUCAUCCUGACAGGGCUUCUACUAGUCAUGUACACAUUCCACUUUGUAGAGAAAUUUGACAAAUGGCCAUGGCUAAAAUUUGAGUUUGCAUAUUGUAUCAUUAUGAGCCUUACGUAUAUAGGAUGCUCUAUAUUCGCCUCAACUAUUGGUGAGAGUGUUGGAUAUGCUGUUGGGUUCUUCGGGCUAUGCGCAAUAAUUGCAUAUAGUUUCGAUGGGUACCUCAAGUACAAGGCGUGGAAACGUGGACUGCCGCCACAGUAAAAAAGAUCUUACAGUCUCCAAUACUAACAACUAAACGUCUUACAUUUAGAUAGGAUAAAAAAUUAAGAAGAUUGCUUUACGAUUUCGGCAGAAGUAGUCCUAAAUGCACAAGUUUGCAUUCUGACUGGGUGAGUUAACUGGGUUAGUUCAGUGCCCAAGUUACGUUCUCUGCACAAAAAUGCAAAUUAAUUAGGUACCUAUUUUGAGUAUUUUGUAUGACUUUUAACAAGAUUAAGCGAUAAGUAUUGAAUUAUUUUAUAUUUUAAGUUUACUUUAACAAGUUUAGUAUUAUCUCUGUAUCAGUCAUUUUAAGUAUUAUUGUGUAUAUCUUUAUGGCUUCAGAUCUUUGGGUUUUUUUUUAGCUAUUAAUUUGGUGAUUGAAAAUCUUCAUUUCAAUACUUCCAUUGAAAGAAAUGUUUAAUUAUAUUUGACUAGCUAUUUGUUCGUAAAUCGUAAUGUCAGAAUUAUGUUUAACUUACAUCAUGCACAAAUUGUUUAUGAAUGUUAAAUAUCAAAUUGUAAAAAAAUAUAUCCUUAUAAUCGUAUAUUUUUAUAACUGCUUCAAAUACCAUUUUAUAAAAUUAUAGUGCUAUGUAUGUGCCUUGUCGAUGUGCCUAACUUAUAUAAUAUAAAUAGCUUGGUUCGGCUGGAAAUCAUAACAGUUCAACCUUAUUACAACAGCAUAAAGUUGAAAAUCAUCAAGGAAUUCACUGACUUUCCAGCCAACUUCUCUUGUAACUUCCAACCUAGGUUAAUAAUCGCAUGGAUUUAAAACAUGAAAUAGAUAAUGUAUACAAUGACUCAUAUAAAGACUAUGGAAUAAGCUGGAUUUUUUGGAGUUAAUUAUAAAAUGACGUCACGACACGGUAUGCGCUUGCGCAUGUCGCUAGGCAACUCCAUAUUAAUGUACUUAUAGAAACAGUACAAGAAACCUAAUGGGUCUAUAUUUACACAGUUAAAGAUUUUGCAAAAGAAAAAUAUAUCGAUGUAAAUAUUUUAGAAAAUUGUACUAAUGUAUUUUAUAAAUAUCUAUUUGUAAAAACCUUUACACAAUAAUGCACUUGGAUAUGCCAUGUAUAUUUUCUAGUUUGAAGUGUUUUACUGUUAAUGCUAACCCACCUGUACUUUUGGUAUAAAUAUAUACUUAACAAAGGGUCCAACUCUUUGGGCAUUUAGCUUUUUAUAAAGCAAUAUGAAAUCUUACAGAGAAUGAAACAAUCCCUAAAUAUAUGACAUUUACUUGUUAUUCAUAUAUGUACCAAGGUUGUAAAAAGGUUAUGGUUUUAAUUUUGUCAUAGAGGCGUUAAUGGGAACAAAUCUAGUUAUUAGCCAUUGGUAUUUAUUUCAUACCGCUACAGUGGACGAACAGAACUUAAAACUACGUUAACACUCUCUAGUGAGACCAAACCUUAUAUAUGCGUAACUCGGUAAAACGUGUUGCCUCAUAUUCUUUUUGAUUAGUUUUACUUAACUUUUUAGUAUUAUUGUUAAUAUUUUUUCGAUAUUACAUUUUUAUAAGUGAUUAAGUUAACGCAUUUUGUUAAUCUCUUUUUAAAUUGAGUAGAAAGGAUUAAAUGAGGCAUAUUCUCAGUAAGUAAACUCGAAUAGCACAACUGUGAAACUCGAAUAGCACAACUGUAAACCACCUUUAACCCUGUGACCGCCACUAUCAUUUAUAGCCACCAAAUAAUCUUAUAUCUAUGUGUGGCUAGACUUGCCAGUGGCGGGCACAGCGUUACAAUUCCUGAUUUUUGCCACAUUUUACCGUGUAUUCUCGCCAUUGCUAUCGUACAAGAGAUACUCUCUUGUUUGGACGACUGUUGUUUAUUCACCUGUUGAUUUCUGUAACUAACUGUUAACGAAAUAAAACCACUAUGUAUAAAUUUCAGUUCUUUUAUUUCAUACAACAAUCAUUAUUAAGAAAAUACUAACAAAAGUCGGUCAGACCGGAAUAUCCAAAGGCAUAGCAGAACGAUAUUUAUUACUAAGAACUUGUAGAAAUAGAAAAUAUGUUUAAGAAAUCGUGUAAAAUUCUUGGUUCAUACAAUAAGUACAGUGAGCGAAAAAGUUUUACAAAUUCAUUUUUAUGAAAGUAUUGUUUGUGUUACGAAAGUUUAAAAAUAGUAAAAUACAAAUGCAGCCUAAGGUGCGAAAUUAAACAGUGAAUUUAAUAUUUCUAGCGUAGGUACUUACAUACCUACAUACAUACAUUACAUCAUAUUAUACAGGGAAGGUAGUGUGUUUUUCCUUAUUAUAAUGAGCUAAUUAAAUUUUAAAACCGAGUUAGACCAAUUACAAAAAUGAGCAUAUGUUGUAAGGUCACGUUAUUUAUAUUAUUAUAUUUGACACAUUAUGUGAGCAAAGCUAUAGUGAAGAAAAGUGGACGGAAUAUUACUUGUAUGUACAAUUUAUAAAAGAAAUCUUAUAACUAGCGUGCUGAAGUUGAAAUUUGAUUGUACAGAAGACAGCAGGUUAAAUCUCUCCAAUCUCUCUGUUUUCAACUUGAUUAAUUUGUUUUGAAGUGGAAAGUGAUUGAGGAAAAUUAUUGAUUGAAGAACCUAAACUAACUAGUUCCAAAAUUUAAAGAGAAACAUAAAUUGAAUUAAGUUUUUAGCUAUAAUUAAACUAGUUAGAUACAUUAUUAUUACCUAACUUCGCAUCUGCUACAAAUACUCAUAUCAAUAGGCAUAACUUAGAUUACAAUCUUUGAUUACUAUUUACAACAAUAAUAACAUGUAAUAGCAUGUUUUAAACAUGAUUAAAUAAGUUAGUACUUAAUAUAAUAUUAUCACAAAAUGUCUACACAUUAAACAUUUAAUAAGUAGUUAGUAAUUCAUAAUUAUUUAUAGUUUUAUACAUUUCAAUUUUCAAGGCUUUUUUAAGCUAUAUUCGUGGAUCAAUAUAACUAAAUAUGUCCAAAAAUAAGAAGUAUAUUUGAAUAAGUACAAUGAGGUAUUAAAGCCCUUGUGCAGCAUUAACAUACAAACAUACCCAGGAUCUGAUGACUGUCAUGAUCAACCAACCAGCUACAUACUUUCGGAGGUCCAAUCCCCCUUCGAAAACCUUUUGGCCA
This is a messenger RNA of Spodoptera exigua (beet armyworm), 3787 nucleotides long. Lineage: Eukaryota; Metazoa; Arthropoda; Insecta; Lepidoptera; Noctuidae. The record is from the annotation of a GenBank genome assembly.